AUGAGGAUGAGGAUGGAGGGCGGGGAGGAGAAGCAGGGCGCCAUGGGGCUAUGCUGCACCUGGGACAUCCCACCAUCUGCUGGCACCCAGGCCAAGUGGGUGAGGCUUAACGUUGGGGGCACCGUCUUCCUCACCACCAGGCAGACCUUGUGUCGGGAGCAGAAAUCUUUCCUGUGUCGCUUGUGCCAGGGCGAGGAGCUGCAGUCGGACCGGGAUGAGACUGGUGCAUACCUAAUAGACCGGGACCCCACUUACUUUGGACCCAUCCUGAAUUUCCUCCGUCAUGGGAAGCUAGUCCUGGAUAAAGAUAUGGCUGAAGAAGGGGUCCUAGAAGAAGCUGAGUUCUAUAACAUUGGUCCUUUAAUCCGAAUAAUCAAGGAUCGACUGGAGGAGAAGGACUACACAGUAACUCAGGUGCCUCCUAAGCAUGUCUACCGUGUGCUGCAGUGCCAGGAAGAGGAGCUGACUCAGAUGGUUUCCACUAUGUCGGAUGGAUGGCGCUUUGAGCAGCUUGUGAACAUUGGCUCAUCCUAUAACUACGGGAAUGAGGAUCAGACUGAGUUCCUGUGUGUGGUCUCCAAAGAGCUGUACAACUCCCCCAAUGGCCUGAGCUCUGAGCCCAGCCACAAAGCCAAGAGCACAGAGAAGGACCUGGAGGAGGAAGAGCAGGAGGUGGAGGAGGAGGCAGAGGCAGAAGCAGAAGCAGAGGAGAAAGCUGUUACAAGCCAGAAGUCUGAGGAUGGUGAGGAGGAGACAGGUGUACUGCCCGGGUACUGGGAACACGCUGGCACCUGA
Messenger RNA from Cariama cristata (Red-legged seriema), 795 nucleotides. RefSeq names its product potassium channel tetramerization domain containing 17 (gene KCTD17). Gene Ontology annotation, molecular function: cullin family protein binding. NCBI's taxonomy places the organism in Eukaryota, Metazoa, Chordata, Aves, Cariamiformes, Cariamidae. Gene Ontology annotation, cellular component: cytoplasm; Cul3-RING ubiquitin ligase complex. The record is from RefSeq and is a predicted model, not a curated record. The coding region runs from base 1 to 795 and encodes 264 amino acids. Gene Ontology annotation, biological process: protein homooligomerization; proteasome-mediated ubiquitin-dependent protein catabolic process. The transcript has 8 exons.